Messenger RNA from Durio zibethinus, 3039 nucleotides. Its product is annotated as cycloartenol synthase 2. Gene Ontology annotation, molecular function: intramolecular transferase activity. Gene Ontology annotation, biological process: triterpenoid biosynthetic process. The record is from RefSeq and is a predicted model, not a curated record. NCBI's taxonomy places the organism in Eukaryota, Viridiplantae, Streptophyta, Magnoliopsida, Malvales, Malvaceae. Gene Ontology annotation, cellular component: lipid droplet.
UUGGUUUUGGUUAUAAGCAUGAGCCGUUGCUGCUCGCCACAUGCUAGUGUUGUUGCUUUCCAUUGCAUGCACGAGUUUCUAUGCUCAGACUUGCUUUUCUCUUCCUAAUCUUAAUACUGUAUUUUACGACCCACUUUGCUAUCAAAUGCUGGGGUAGGAAAGGAAGGAAAUUAGAGAGAUUUGGCUUUGGUUUUAUCUAGAAGUGGGUUGAAAAUGUGGAAGCUGAGAAUCGCGGAGGGAGGGAGUCCAUGGCUGAGAACAGUGAACAAUAACGUGGGCCGACAGAUUUGGGAGUUCGAUCCCAACCUGGGAUCUCCAGAAGAGCUAAUGGAGAUUGAGAAGGCUCGCAACAACUUCACCAACAAUCGAUUCCGAAAAAAGCACAGCUUAGAUCUACUUAUGCGCUUGCAGUUUUCCACGGAGAACCCAGUUCCUGUGGUUUUGCCCCAGGUCAAAGUUGAGGAAUCGGAAAAUAUUAUGGAAGGGAUGGUCACUAAUACAUUACGAAGAGCUAUAAAUUUUCAUUCAUCUCUCCAGGCCCAUGAUGGGCAUUGGCCAGGUGAUUAUGGAGGUCCAAUGUUUCUUAUGCCUGGCUUGGUAAUUACCCUGUCUAUUACCGAGGCACUGAAUGCAGUCUUAUCAGAAGAGCAUAAGAAGGAGAUGUGUCGUUAUCUCUAUAAUCAUCAGAACAAAGAUGGUGGAUGGGGUUUACACAUUGAGGGCCCAAGCACGAUGUUUGGUACUGUCUUGAGUUAUGUUUCUUUAAGAUUGCUUGGUGAAGGUGCUAAUGAUGGGCAGGGGGCGAUGGAGAGAGGAAGAGAUUGGAUUUUGAGUCAUGGUGGUGCUACUUAUAUAACAUCAUGGGGGAAAAUGUGGCUUUCAGUGCUUGGUGCCUUUGAAUGGUCUGGCAAUAAUCCCUUGCCUCCAGAGAUAUGGCUUCUUCCUUAUAUGCUUCCAUUCCAUCCAGGAAGGAUGUGGUGUCAUUGCCGGAUGGUCUAUUUGCCUAUGUCUUAUUUAUAUGGAAAGAGGUUUGUUGGCCAUAUCACACCAACUGUUUUGUCUUUAAGGAAGGAGCUUUAUACUAUCCCAUACCACGAAAUAGAUUGGAAUCAUGCACGAAAUGCAUGUGCGAAGGAAGAUUUGUACUACCCUCACCCAUUGGUGCAGGAUAUUCUUUGGGCAUCACUUGACAAGGUUGUUGAACCUAUCCUUAUGCAUUGGCCUGGAAAGAAGAUAAGAGAAAAGGCUCUCCAAACUGUAAUAGAGCACAUACACUAUGAAGACGAGAAUACUCGUUACAUCUGUAUUGGGCCUGUUAACAAGGUGUUAAACAUGCUUUGCUGUUGGGUGGAAGACCCAAAUUCAGAGGCUUUCAAGUUGCAUCUUCCAAGAAUUUAUGAUUUUUUAUGGCUUGCUGAAGAUGGCAUGAAAAUGCAGGGUUACAAUGGAAGUCAACUAUGGGACACUGCUUUCACAAUUCAAGCAAUUAUUUCAACCAACCUUACUGAAGAAUAUGGUUCAACUUUGAGGAAGGCGAACAUGUACAUUAGGAACUCACAGGUUCUAGAAGAUUGCCCAGGUGAUCAUAAUUUUUGGUAUCGUCACAUUUCCAAAGGUGCUUGGCCUUUUUCAACUGCAGAUCAUGGAUGGCCCAUUUCAGAUUGCACAGCAGAGGGAUUAAAAGCUGCUCUUUUAUUAUCAAAAAUACCCCCAGAGAUUGUUGGAGAGCCACUAGAAGCAAAGCGGUUAUAUGAUGCUGUAAAUGUUAUUCUUUCACUUCAGAACACAGAAGGUGGCUUUGCAACAUAUGAGCUCACAAGAUCAUACCCUUGGUUGGAGCUGAUCAACCCGGCAGAAACAUUUGGUGAUAUUGUUAUUGACUAUCCUUAUGUGGAAUGUACCUCAGCUGCAAUUCAAGCUUUGACAUCUUUUACAAAUUCACAUUCUGGGCAUCGUCAAGAGGAAAUAGACCAAUGUAUUCAAAAGGCAGCUAAGUUCAUUGAAAAUAUACAAGCCUCAGAUGGCUCAUGGUAUGGCUCAUGGGGUGUUUGCUUCACUUAUGGUACAUGGUUUGGAGUGAAAGGAUUGGUGGAUGCUGGAAAGAACUUCAAUAGCUGUUCUAGCAUCCGCAAAGCCUGCAAUUUUCUGCUGUCUAAACAGCUGUCCUCAGGUGGCUGGGGAGAAAGUUAUCUUUCAUGUCAAAAGAAGGUUUACUCAAAUAUUGAGGGCAACAGAGCACAUGUAGUGAAUACUGGCUGGGCUAUGUUGGCUUUAAUGGCAGCUGGACAGCAGGCUGAGAGAGAUCCAACACCACUGCACAAUGGCGCUAGAUUUUUGAUAAAUUCCCAAAUGGAGAACGGGGAUUUUCCACAACAGGAAAUUAUGGGAGUGUUCAACAAGAAUUGUAUGAUCACGUAUGCUGCGUAUAGAAACAUUUUCCCUAUUUGGGCAUUGGGAGAAUAUCGUACUCGUCUAUUUCAGCCGUCGUAGAGCAAAUGGUGGUAAUAACUAUUGCUGAUAAUGUUCCCCUACUCUGUUUUCAUCAUGUUAAUUGGUACUUCUCAGUUUAUGGAAAGUGGCUAAACCCCUUUUGUUGUUUUAAGUAUCAUGUUUCUUGAAAAGUUGCUAAACCGCUUUUGUUGUUUUAAGUAACAAGGUGGGUGGAACACGAGGACAGAAAGGGGGACCCAGUUUGAGUGUUGAUCUAUUGGCAAUCAUUGGAAUGCCCAUUUCCUUUUUUUUUUUUUUUUUUUUCUUGUUAUCUAAAGCACCACAUAAUGAAUUUUUAUUGUAGAAGAUUUACCAUCGCUAGUGAUUACUCUCAGGUUAACAAUUUUUUAGCGUAAAAAGAUUCAAUUCGUUGACAUAAUAAAACAUGGAUAAAAUCAACAAUUUGGAUGCGCUAAAUCCAGAAUUCUAUCGUCAAGAAACUAGAAUUCUACCAUCAAGAAACUACCACUUGAUUGUGACAGUACCGCACCUAUUGUUACUACUCUGUUUGUUGACAUAAAUUCAACUAUGAACCAAAUUAUCAGUUCA